AUGGUAUUGAUCUCCGAUUAUCUUGCACACGAUACAAAAUUUGUUUACUCUGGACAGAAACUCAUCGUUGAUUUCCUUAGAAAACAAUACCCAAACGUUCUGAAGUUAAAUUAUGUCAGUGAUGGUGCAUCGGCUCACUUUAAGAAUAAAUACAAUAUGUACAACUUGGCUCACCACCAUGCAGAUUUUAAUAUUGUUGCAUCAUGGACAUUUAGUGCAACUGGCCAUGGAAAAGGUCCUUGUGACGGUGUAGGGGCAGUGGUUAAGUCAACUGCUACACAACAUUUACUUAAAGGUGGGCCAAAUGCUUCCUUCUCAUCGCCUAAACAAUUUUAUGAAUGGUGCUUCGAAAAAAAUGAUCGAAUGGUUAUCGCAAGACCUCGUCGAAUAGGCACUUCAAAAUCCUUAACAACUCAGAUGCCCAAACCUAAUCGCCCUAUUGAAGUACGUUGGCUGUCUGGUGAUGUUGUCAACAAAGAAUUCGAAAACUGUUUACAGCAGCGAUGGAGUCGACUUUCUACCCAAGGUAUCAUUUUAGUACAAUAG
Molecule: messenger RNA, 546 nt
Organism: Rotaria socialis
Lineage: Eukaryota; Metazoa; Rotifera; Eurotatoria; Philodinida; Philodinidae
Source: the annotation of a GenBank genome assembly